Nomia melanderi (Alkali bee) is the source of this 2237-nucleotide messenger RNA. RefSeq names its product putative peptidoglycan muropeptide transporter SLC46. Gene Ontology annotation, molecular function: transmembrane transporter activity. The record is from RefSeq and is a predicted model, not a curated record. NCBI's taxonomy places the organism in Eukaryota, Metazoa, Arthropoda, Insecta, Hymenoptera, Halictidae. Gene Ontology annotation, cellular component: membrane. Gene Ontology annotation, biological process: transmembrane transport.
CCCCUAAUCCACAACAAUAUCAGUGUUGCCUGCUUAGCCGCCUUAUUUUAUCCCCAUCAGUUAUCAAACUAUAUAGUUAUUUCCUACAAUAUGACAGAAACUAUAUAUUAUCUGUUUAUAUGUAUACUCCCGAUUAAUUAGCGUGUUAUUAAUAUGGAUCUAUUUUCCUGUCAGCUGUUCAACUGCAUUAUUCAUCUGGCACAUUAAAGUUUUCAAUCCUGAUGAGAGGACUUGGUACAGAAUAGAAUUUAUAAAAGUUCACCUUAUCAUGCAUUCUGACAGUACUAAAAAUCACAAUAAUAAUAUAAAGCCAUCUGCUGACUACAACGGAUGACGUAUCGCGUUAAAAUACGCAAAGAAUUAAAUAAUGACAUUUAAUCAGAUAUGGCAGUUUCGACAAGAAUUUGCAAUGCACGCAAGGUGCAAUUAGCUUUGUUAUAUUAAAUGUACUAUAUUGUUGUGAAUGUUUAAGUAAUCAUUUUUUUUAUAGUGAAAUAUUGGUGCUAUUUUUAUACUUAUUAGACAAAAUCUUUAAACAAUAGAAUGGAUCAAAGAAUAACAGGAUGGAAACGUUAUGUUUUGGUGGAACCACCUUUAAUGAUAUUAAUAUUUGCUCAAGCAAUAUCAAGAAUUUAAUGAGUUUGAUGUUAAUGAAGUUAAAUGUUUCAAACACAUUAUACAAGUUGAAAUUAAUUUGCUAUUAUUUAUUUAUUUAUUUAAUAGUAAAGUAAAAUUAAUAUUACAUUAAAAUUUUAGGUAAUAUUUUAACAGAUUUGAUAGUGUAUCGUGUUUGUAGUGUAACGUUAAAUAUAAAUAAGUCAGAGUGUAUGCUUAUGCAUGAAAAUAGUAGUUCUCCAGAAGCAUUGAGAAUAGAUGCAAAAGUACAACCUGAAGCAACUGUAAUUUUAAUUUCUCAAACUUUUAUUCAAAGUAUUUUUCCUGCAUUCUUAUCUUUAUUUUUGGGGCCAUGGAGUGAUAAACAUGGAAGAAAACCUAUAUUAAUAUUGGGAUAUAUAGGUGUAACUCUGACAUAUUUCAUUUUUUCCUUUAUGACUAUUUGGGAUAUCAGUCCAUGGUUUUUAUUAAUUGCAUAUAUUCCGUCUGCAUGUUUUGGAGGAUUUUGUAUAAUUUUAUUGGGCUCUAUUUGCUAUAUUUCUGAUAUAUCAGAUGAACAAGAUAGAGCAAAGCAUUUAGCUUGGAUGGAAACUUUAAUAUUUGUUGGUGUUAUAAGUGGUUUAUUAAUUGGCCCUAUUAUCUUUCGAACAUAUGGAUAUACAUAUGUAUUUGGUAUUGCUACUAUAUGUUGCAUUUUAGCAGGAUCUUAUAUUUGCUGUUUAACUCCUGAGACUAUAUGCAAUAGAAAUUCUAUAACUUUAGGGAGUCUGUUCGAUAUACAUCUAGUUAAGGAACUUAUUAGUACAUGUACUAAAAAACGAGAUGGCUUUAAUCGAUACAUAGUUUGGUGCUGCAUAAUCGUCAUUAUUUUGUCAGUAUUAAUUUUGACAGGAGAUAUGAACAUUGGACUUUUAUUUACAAGUGCCAGACUUGGCUGGGAUGUAAAUAAAUAUUCCAUUUUUAUAGCAAUUAAGUUAUCUCUCAUAACUUUUGGAAUAAUAUUUGGAGUGAAUGUUUUGACAACAUAUACAGGAUUUUCUGAAGAAGCAAUAACUAUGCUAUCAUUAUUUUCAAUUUUAUGUUCCUCGUUAGUUCAAAGUUUUACAUGGAAAUCUUGGCACAUGUAUUUAUCAGCAGCUAUUGGUGCAUUCAGUGGUGUUGCUACUCCAAUGAUACGUACUAUAUUAUCUAAAUCUAUACCUGCAAAGGACACUGGUAAAGUUUUUUCAUUGGUAGUAUCUAUAGAAACAUUAAUACCAUCUGCAGCAACUUCAUUGUAUGGGAUGAUAUACUCACAUUUUAUGCCACCUACGUAUCCUCUACCAGUUUGGCUGGUAUCUGCUGGAAUUUGUAUUAUUGAAAUACUCGUACUGAUAAACAUGCGAAGACAAAAUAAAAAGCAUAAUCGUAUGGUAUAUGAGCCAUUGAUACAAGAUAAUGAAUAAUCUUUUAUUUUUAAUGAUAUUUACAAAAAAAUGUACAAAGAUACGCACAAAAAAGUAGGAAAAUUUAAUACCAAAUAAGAUUUUAAUCUUUUUAUUAUUAAUAAUUAUUUAAUUACAAACACCUUGUAUACAUUUUACAAUGUAGUGAGAACAAACAUGAAAUAAAAUAUAAAACUU